UCAUCUCCUCUCUCAGGCUCUCCUGCUUUGGCAAUGGCGCAGACCAGUCCCCCUUUGCCCGGUCACUUCCACACUGGCCAUGGACAUCAACACGCAAAAAUAACAAAGGCUCGCAGCCGACAGGCAGUCAAGCCCAUCCUCAAGAAGCUGCACUCUGGCCACUCCUACUCGCACUCGGAAAAGAACUCGCUCGACCUUAACCGCGGAUGGGAUGAGCAGGGUCAGUUUGGGUACUCGUCUUAUACCACCAGCGGCGGUGACGAAGACUCUCACGGCUCUUAUACGGCAGGAGCCUCGACACUGACAACACCUGUCACUCGGUCCGCCCGCGAUGUUAGCUUCUCCCUCUCUGCCACUGACCUCAGCAGUGGCGGGGCUCGUUCAAACAAAUAUUCGCAUGCUCGUUCAACGAGCGGCACUUCUCACGCUUCCAUUGCUACUUCUACUAGCGGCGGUCGCAACGGAUCCUUUGUGCACCCUUUCCAACAAACGCCGCGCACAUCAACGCCGCCUCUCUCCUACGCCAACUCGCUCGCUUCUCUCGAGAAUCCCAACGGCCCUCGCGAUUACUCUCCCACCAUUACAGAGGACGACGACGACAUCGAGCCCCAGAAUCUGCAAUCUUCGGGCCGUUCAUAUCCUCUGCCGCAUUCAGGUUCCCGCCCGCGAAGACCUUCUCUCGCCAGCCAGCGCACCAGCUCCCUCUCCGACAUCAACCAGCCGCUGCGCGUCACUACCAACGGCCGUUCAACACCAGGCAUCUCAUCGCGAAAACCCCACAACAUCGUCACCCGCAGUCGCUCCGACCUCCACCUCAACACCGGAUCUACUAGUGCCCUCGAUUCUGCAUCGAGCGCAACCCCGCCUGCAGGGUCCUUCAUCUCCCCACAGAUGAUCGCCGCCUCUACCUCUUCUUCUGCAAUGUCACCUCUACGUAGCUCUCUCGAUAUGGGUGGUUUCCGUCUCCGCUCGCGAAGCGAGGUUGACACUGCCACGCGCCAAGAGCACGUCCGCGAAGCACGCCGCAAGUUUGAGGAGAAGGAAAAAGCCAAGGAGGAGAAGUACGCCCGCGAGCAGAUCCGCAAGCAGGAACGUGCCGAGAGCAGAGAGGCCCACCGAUUCAACAAGCACGGCCGCAAGGGCAGCUUUGGAGCCUCGCGCAUCUCCUGCGACCGAGCCUCCAGCACCGAUAUUCGACCUAGCAUGUCUCGCAAGAACACUGGAACUGGCUUGGGUCUAGGCCUCAGCACUGAGAAUGAAAAGGUUGACUUUGCCAGCCGAGGCUACGAUACUGUCACCACCGCUCAGACGCCCCGUGCUAGAACUGACGAUGUGCACUUUGAGUCUUCUCGUCGCAACAACACCGCCAAGCGGAAAACUACAGGCGCCUGGACCGCCUUUGUUCUGUGGCUGAGAACGCGACUGCUUAAGCUGGGCCGACGAUAGAAGAAGCUUACCAGCGAGAUCAAGACCCGAUUCUCCAACAAGGACGCCGAUGUGAACCCCCAUCAGCAUCCCAACCCAUUGUUCCGCAACAUUUACUUUCCGACCACAUAUACCCCUCGCUCUUGAGUCUACUCACUGACCCCCACGGCGAACGCUGGAGCCUACGCGGCACAGCACCACUACCUCACCUCACUCCACGAUACCUUGAUCAACCUCACUUGGCGGGAGACGCAACACUCACCACCUCCCUGCUCACGUAUACGGAUUUACGGCCUCAAAGCAUUGCAGCGAUGUGAAACAUUCAGGUCCCACGGCCGGACCGAAGUUACCUUUUUUCCCACAUCUUGUUUUUUUUCACUUCUUUUUAGGCAUGGAGUUGGGGAUUUACCCGCGCGUUUUUGUUUUUUCUGCUUCUUCUUUUCACGAUUCGCACAGACAUGGCUGCAUCGAAUGGAUCUGAGCACUGCGAGAUGACGUUUGAGGACUUUCUGCUCUAUGAUUUCAGAUGCAUUUGAUGUAUUGUGCGGUCAUCAUCGGUUUACCGAGGCAUUAUUCUCAACAUGGCAUGGAACGGCACAGUAUAGCAUAGCCUCACCGGCUACGGAUGCGGACAAGCUGUUAGGUGAAGGGCAUGGCAUGUCUUGGGACUCGGUUUAGGCACUCUCCGGAUAGACCUGGAUCAAAUCAAUUCAAGCAAAUGCAUGGGCAUGAAUU
Molecule: messenger RNA, 2160 nt
Organism: Fusarium vanettenii 77-13-4
Lineage: Eukaryota; Fungi; Ascomycota; Sordariomycetes; Hypocreales; Nectriaceae
Exons: 1
Coding region: 34-1446 (470 amino acids)
Source: RefSeq, a predicted model, not a curated record